AAGGGGGAGUGACCGAUGAAGAAAAAGCUCAAAGUAGGCUAUUCAUUGGAACAGUCAGAAGAGGCAAAGAGUAAGAGGGGAUUUGAGACAAACCUAGGAAGCCUUGCUGUAACAGGGCAAAAGUGCCCUGUGCCCGGCUCUGGAAUGAUUUUCCAUUUUCUGGGUUACACUGUUCUGGUCCUGUUAUUGGCAUGCUUUACUGCUGUGGCUGCUGAAAAUGCAUGUGGACCACCUGCUAGAAGGGAACGUGAACAACCUAUGGAAGAAUUGACUGCAGAGACAUAUGAACAUGGACACAUAAUAUCAUAUAAAUGCCGCCCUGGAUAUGCUAAAGCUUGGCCUAUUAAACUUCAAUGUAAUGAUGGAGUCUGGCAACGAUUGCCACCUACUAAGAACUGCACAGGAAAAUCUUGUGGCAGUCCUGGAGAUUCUGAUUUUGCCAGUUUUGAACUUACCCAGGGAGAGGAUUUUACUUUUGGUGCCCGUGUUGUUUAUAAGUGUCAUGAAGGGUAUAAGAUGCUCAGCCAACAUAAUUACCGUGAUUGUCGAGCAAAUGGAUGGACCAAUGAGGUUCCUCAUUGUGAAAUCAACAAAUGUCCUCCAAUAGCACCAGCAGGAAAUGUGAGGAUUAUUCAGGGUGCAAAAUCUCAAAUGAAUGAAGAUUUUUCAUCUGGUGAUCUAGUAAUAUUUGGAUGUAUUGGAAAGCUCAAAAUAAAAGGAGCUAAUAAAAUUACUUGUACAGCUGAUGGCACUUGGAGUGCACCUGUUCCAGAAUGUAUAGAAAUAACUUGCCAGGCAGACUAUAUUGAAAAUGGAAACGUAUUAUCUCCAAAGAUCACUUAUAAGGAAGGUGAGAGAAUACGAUUCUCCUGUAAUGAAGGAUACUCACAUGUUGACAGACAAGAUGCCUUAUGUACUGAGACUGGAUGGGGUACAAAGCUUCAAUGUGAAGAAAUUAAGUGUUUCCCUCCAGAAGUGACGAAUGGCUACCUUCAAUAUAGACGAGAUCACUAUAUGUACAAUGAUGAAAUUGAAACAAUAUGUAAUGAAGGGUUUGUCUUUGGAAGCCCCGGAAAGGUUUCCAAAUGCACUGCAACUGGUUGGCAUCCUCCUCCUGUCUGUAAACGAAAGGGCUGUGACUAUAUCCGUAUAGAAAAUGGAAGAAUGGCUGAACAGCAUAGACAAUUUCCAAUAUGGGAGGGACAAUCAAUUCAGUUUUAUUGUUAUGAUGGUUAUCUGUCUAAAGACAAGCAAACAUGGCAAACAGCAAGGUGCAUCAAUUCCCGCUAUGACCCAGAACCAAAGUGUUUCAAAAUCUGUGAUCCUGCUCAACGUUUUCAUUAUGGUCGCAUCAUUUAUCACUACUGGAGCUAUUACAUAGAAGGUGACAACGUUACAUUUCAUUGUGAUAUGGGAUAUUCUCCUGCAAACCAGCAAUCAUCAAUUACUUGCACAAAAAAGGGAUGGUCACCUGCUCCAAGAUGUAUCCCGCCAGUUGAACACACUUGUACGAAGGUUUCUCUAUCCCAUGGGAAUUUUGGAUCGCAGCAACAGAGUUUUCAGAUCAAUGCUAAAGCAAAAUAUAUUUGUCAUGAUGGCUAUACAACGUCAAAAGGAGAGACUGAGGCAGAGACACAGUGCCUUAAAGAGGGCUGGAGCCCAGAGCCAGAAUGUAUCAAGACAUGCUUAAAGCCACCUGAAGGUGAUUUUAUUUUCAACACAACUAAGUCUGUUUUCUUUCCUGGAGACAAACUUCACUAUGAAUGUAAAGAGGGUUUUGAAAUCACUAAAAAUACCAUCGAUGACACCGUAGCAUGCACUGAAAAAGGAUGGGAACCUACUCCUAGCUGUGAGGCCAUAGUAUGUAAUACUCCAUUUUUGGAAAAUGGCACAAUUGAACCAAGAGAGGACAUAUUUCACCAUAAAAUGGUGGUACAUUUUAAAUGUGAUGAAGAAUUCACAAGAGUUGGCUCUGAAUCUGCACAAUGUUAUCACUUUGGAUGGUCUCCACAGCCUCCAAUAUGUAAAGAAAAUGUUAAACCUUGUCGGGCAAUACCCAUCAUUUCAAAUGCCAUAGUUACUGAUGAACCUAAACCAGUAUUUCAGCAUGGUGAUCGAUUGGAAGUUCAGUGUGAGAUCUCAUUUGCACUAUAUGGAUCAAAAAUCAUAGAGUGUGUGGAUGGUGAUUGGGCACCCUUACCAUCAUGCAAAGAGGAAAUAAAAACUUGUGGACGACCUUCAACAAUUAAAAAUGGAUAUUUUCUCAAUGUUAAGUCAUCCAUAUACAGGCAUGGUGACACCGUGGAAUACAGAUGUACACAACAACAUUCCAUUAUUGAGACCAACCUAGCUAAGUGUCUUCAUGGGCAGUGGGAAGUACCUUCAUGUCUUGGUAAGCUAAUAAACCUACAGAAAUGAAUUUUAGGCUUGUCUUGGAAUACAUCAGUAUUUAUUAUUGACAUGAUUGCUCAGAAGUGUGAUUCAAUGGGAUAACAAUGGGAAUUGCUGCUAGGAAGUAUAGGUUAUAUUGAAUUGGUUUAUGCCAGUAUGGUUUACAGGCAUCUUAUUUUUCCUGUCUGAUCCCUAUUUAAAGAGGAUUUUCAUAGGGCCUAUGAAAAAGCAAUAUUUUAGUGCUUUUGAAAAUGAUUCAAUCUGAAAUAUAAUCCUGGUGGGAUUAUGUCUUUACCGUUAGACAAGAAAAAUCAAAUGCAUAGGUAUAGAAUAGGUGGCAUGUAGCUCAACAGCAGUGGACAACCACUUAAAUAUGAGUCAGCAGUGUGCUGCAGCUGCCAAAAAAGCCAAUGAAGUCCUAGGCUAUAUCACAGAGGAAUAUUAUCAAGGUCACAUGAAGUGUUAGUACUGCUUUAUACUGCUUUGGUAAGACCAUAUUUGGAAUACUGCAUCCAGUUUUGUUACUUUGAUAAAAAAAAAAAAGAUGUUGAGACUCUAAAAAGGAUGUAGAGAAGAGUAGCAAAAAUGAUUAGGGGACAGGAGGCUAAAACAUACAAUGAAUGGAUGCAGGAACUGGGCAUGUCUAAUCUAACGAAGAGGAGGAUUAGGAGUGACGUGACAGCAGUGUCCCAAUAUUUGAGGGGCUGUCACAGAAAAGAGGAGUCAACCUAUAGUU
Pantherophis guttatus is the source of this 3127-nucleotide messenger RNA. Lineage: Eukaryota; Metazoa; Chordata; Lepidosauria; Squamata; Colubridae. The record is from RefSeq and is a predicted model, not a curated record.